Molecule: messenger RNA, 1134 nt
Organism: Trichomonas vaginalis G3
Lineage: Eukaryota; Parabasalia; Trichomonadida; Trichomonadidae
Exons: 1
Coding region: 1-1134 (377 amino acids)
Source: RefSeq, a predicted model, not a curated record
AUGGAAGAAGGAUAUCUCAAUGACAGAUAUAAAUCAUUGCAGCACUCCGUCGUAUUAUCUUUUGAUGGGAUGUUGAGUGAUGGUUUAGCUAAACAGUUACAGAAACAUCCAACUUCUUAUAAUUUUGCUGCAAGAAGAUUAACUGAAGUGCUUGAUGAAUUCGUAAAUAAAGAUCGUGAAGAGUUCAUCCAAAAGCUUUUAGAUGAUAUUAAUGAAUUAAAUCUUAGGAAGGACAAAAUAACAGAUAAAUAUACAAAAACAGUUGCAAUAAUUAAAGCAGAGGAUACAAAAAUCAAUGAUUUGAACAAAAAUCUAAAGAUUCAGCAGCAAAAUCUUUCUUCAAAGUUCGAACAAUUAAAAAUAGAACAAAAUGAAAUCGAAACAUCAUUAAAUACUACAUUAAACACAGCAGAAAACAAAUGUGAAAGGUAUAUGAGUUCAAUUGAUGCAAUUUCAAACCAAAUAGCUGAUAUAAAAACACAAUUAACUUCAAUUCGCCGCUUUUACACAAACAAGAGUAAAGACCAUCACAAAAUCCUAGAACAAUCAAACAGAGAUAUACAGGAACAAGCAGAAGAUGCUGUUUUUAAGAAUACUGCUAUAAAUCCAUUUGAUCCACAAAUUAAUUCGAAAUCAAAUGAAAUAAACCAGAUUACAAGAGAAAAUAACAAACUGAAAUUAGUGUUAGAGGGUGUUUACCAACAUGUCGCCCCACUUUUGAAAGAAUCCGAUUCAUCAAAUACAAUUAAAGAAGAUUUCUCCAAUUUUAAGGAAAAAUUGAAUAAUUUUGUUCAUGAACAGCAAGAGUCUAUUAUUAAAAACCAUUUUGCAGAAGCACAAACGAAAUUAAAAAAUAUUAAUUUGGAUGUAGAUGGAUUUGCACCUUCUGUUGCAGAACUUUAUAGGCAAAAGCUAUUGGCAAAAGAGAAGGAAUAUAAUGCAACUAUCAGAGCUGCGAGAAUGAGGAGAGCUGACUUAAAACAAUCUCUCAAAGCAGCUUCUGCACAGUUAGAACAAAUGAAACUCAGAAGUGAGCAAGAGAAUAACUUAAUAAACGAGAUGUCAAUGAGGAGAAGCAGAAUAGAGUCUUCAAAGUCUGCUCUUGACCAGGCAUUUUCAAAACUUGGUUUAUAA